ACUCUUGGAGCGAAGGAGAGCGGGUCGUAAGGAGACUCCGGUUAGGGUCUCAGAGGGAGUCGAGGAGGUUCUGAUUUUCUGUGGCGUCUGGUUCGCAUCGGAGUUCGCUUAUUCUGCCGGGGGCUUCCUGGACAGGGCUGGAUUCUAGGGGUUUUGUUUUUGCUUUUCAAAGGGGAGAGGGUGUAAGGAAAGAGGAGAAUGGACAGACUAUUGAUCGGAACGUUAAUUGGGGCUUUUCGGAUGGGAAGAGCAGAAUAAUUCUAUAUUCUUCUUCCUUCAUUUGCUCCAUUAGUUAGGCUGACUUCAUUUUUGAAUUCUUAACUUGAAAUCGGUCAGUGUGUUUGGCAGAAUUUGACCUAAUUCAGGGGUUAGAGUUCUAUCCUGUUUAAAUGCAUUUUAAUUAGGGCACGCAAUUCAACCGGUGUUUGCGAUGGAAUUUCUGAAAACCUGUGUACUUAGAAGAAAUGCAUGUAACGCGGUUUGCUUCUGGAGAAGCCACGCGGUACAAAAGCCUUCAGUUAGAAAGAUUAGUACUACCUCUCCAAGGAGCACUGUCAUGCCCGCCUGGGUGAUAGAUAAAUACGGGAAGAAUGAAGUGCUUCGAUUUACUCAGAACAUGAUGAUACCGGUCAUACACUAUCCAAAUGAAGUUAUUAUCAAAGUUCACGCUGCAAGUGUGAAUCCUAUAGAUGUUAAUAUGAGAAGUGGUUAUGGGGCUACGGCUUUAAAUAUAAAACGUGAUCCUUUACAUAUUAAAACCAAAGGAGAAGAAUUUCCCCUGACUCUGGGUCGGGAUGUCUCAGGUGUGGUGAUGGAAUGUGGACUUGAUGUGAGGUACUUCAAGCCAGGAGAUGAGGUCUGGGCUGCAGUUCCUCCCUGGAAACAAGGCACCCUGUCAGAGUUUGUUGUAGUCAGUGGGAAUGAGGUCUCUCUCAAGCCCAAAUCACUCACUCAUACUCAAGCUGCCUCUCUGCCGUAUGUGGCUCUCACAGCCUGGUCUGCUAUAAACAAGGUUGGCGGCCUGAAUGACAAGAAUUGCACAGGAAAAUGUGUUUUAAUCUUGGGUGCUUCCGGUGGAGUUGGUACUUUUGCUAUACAGGUAAUGAAAGCAUGGGGUGCUCACGUGACAGCAGUUUGCUCUCAGGAUGCCAGUGAACUUGUAAGGAAGCUCGGGGCAGAUGAUGUAAUUGAUUACAAAUCCGGAAAUGUGGAAGAGCAGUUGAAGUCUUUAAAACCGUUUGAUUUCAUUCUUGAUAAUGUCGGUGGAUCCACUGAAACAUGGGCUUUAAAUUUUCUCAAGAAAUGGUCAGGAGCCACAUAUGUGACUCUGGUGACCCCUUUUCUCCUGAACAUGGACCGACUGGGCAUCGCAGACGGCAUGCUGCAGACAGGAGUCACCGUGGGUUCUAAGGCAUUGAAGCAUUUCUGGCAAGGAGUCCAUUAUCGCUGGGCCUUUUUCAUGGCCAGCGGCGUGUAUCUAGACGAUAUCGCGAAACUGGUGGAUGAGGGAAAGAUUCAACCCGUUAUUGAAAAAACGUUUCCUUUUUCUCAAGUUCCAGAAGCCUUCCUGAAGGUGGAAAGAGGACAUGCAAGAGGAAAGACCGUAAUUAAUGUCAUUUAAAUAAACACUCAGUG
Molecule: messenger RNA, 1635 nt
Organism: Enhydra lutris kenyoni (northern sea otter)
Lineage: Eukaryota; Metazoa; Chordata; Mammalia; Carnivora; Mustelidae
Gene: RTN4IP1
Product: reticulon 4 interacting protein 1
Exons: 9
Coding region: 431-1621 (396 amino acids)
Cellular component (GO): mitochondrion
Molecular function (GO): zinc ion binding; oxidoreductase activity
Source: RefSeq, a predicted model, not a curated record